Messenger RNA from Diversispora eburnea, 1257 nucleotides. Lineage: Eukaryota; Fungi; Glomeromycota; Glomeromycetes; Diversisporales; Diversisporaceae. The record is from the annotation of a GenBank genome assembly.
AGACCAAAACAUUUGAAUCAUUGGAACCACCUCUUCCUGAAAUAUCCGGAACUGCAGAAUUUCCGCCAAGUGAUUUAUUUGGUCAUUUGAUAGAAAAAUUUUUAACCUACGGUUAUGCAUCAAGAGUACCAUUAAUACAUAAACCUACAUUCAUUAAACAACUUAAGGAUAAACAUAAUCAACCAUCCCUUUUUUUGUUGAAUAGUAUAUUGGCGGUAUCUAGUCAUUUUACAGAUGAUCCAAGAGUACGAUCAGAUCCGGAUAAACCAGAAACAGCUGGGGAAAUAUUUUUCAAACGAGCUCUUGCUUUGAUGGAUGAUUUCAUGGACAGAUCACGUCUUUCUACUGUACAGAGUCGUAACACAAGUCGAAUUUGGAUGUUUAUUGGAAUGGCAGUCAGAAUGUCUUUAGACUUGUCAUUAAAUCGAGAUUGUUCAAAAUUGAAUAUCAGUAAAGUGGAAAAGGCCGUGAGAACGAGAGUCUUUUGGUGUGUUAUGAACUCAGAAGUUAUCGCUUGUGCUUCAUUUGGGAAACCUAUACCUAUUUAUGAUUAUAAUACAAAAUUUCCAUAUGAAAUUGAAGAAGAUGGGGAGGAAUCACAAGAUGUUAUUAAUUUUAUUCAUCUUACCAAACUUUAUAAAAUAUAUGGGAAUAUUAUACAAUCAAAACCUUAUUCAUUGCAACCCGGAUCAUUACGUAAUACAUUACCAGCUAUUGAAGCUUCAUUAAGUUCAUGGGAAUUUGCAUUACCACCACAUUUAAGAUAUACCCCACCAAAUUUUGGAGAUCCAAGUCCAACCAAUGUUUCACUUUAUACAGCAUAUAUUCAUCAACUGUAUAAUGCAGCAAUUAUUUCCCUUCAUAGACCUUAUAUAGAUUCAGAAGAAUUAUCUAUUGAUUCAAUUGAUUCACGCGAAAAAUGUAGAAAUGCAGCUAUCAACAUUACCAAACUUUCGGAUUGUAUAGAAAUAGAAAAUCGAGGAAUAUUUUAUAUGUAUAGUGCUACAGCAUAUUGUCUUUCUCAAGCAGCUACUAUACAUUUAAUGGAUAUAAGUGAUUCCGAAUAUUUUUCAAUAGGUAAAAUGUAUAUGGAAAGAUGUAUUAACGCCCUUAAAUAUUUAGCUGAAAAAUCUAAAUUUGGCCAAAGUCGUAGUAUGGUUGAGGAUGCUUUGAAAACGUUGGAAACUAUAUUUAAAAUACAAGUUGCCAAAGCAGAAGAAGAAAUGAAUAAAAGUGAUAAAUCUCUUCGAAUAAAAA